Lactuca sativa (garden lettuce) is the source of this 1262-nucleotide messenger RNA. Its product is annotated as NADH--cytochrome b5 reductase 1. The record is from RefSeq and is a predicted model, not a curated record. Gene Ontology annotation, molecular function: cytochrome-b5 reductase activity, acting on NAD(P)H. Gene Ontology annotation, biological process: electron transport chain. NCBI's taxonomy places the organism in Eukaryota, Viridiplantae, Streptophyta, Magnoliopsida, Asterales, Asteraceae.
GGUUAUUGUGAAAAAAAAGUCUCUUCACAGACCUAUUUUGACUUUUAGGCAACUGCCGGAGUAAAUAGUUUGUGAUACAGGUUUCAAACACCAACCCUAAAACGCAUCCUCUGUAAUACGACGCCACCGAGAUCGACGCAACUUCUUCCACCCUCUCCAUCACCGGUCUCCGGCGCUUCUCCUUCCUUUGCCGGAACUGCUGUCCAUCGAAGUCUUCAUUGUGUCUUCGUCGGAGUUUCCCAUCACCAGUAGAUAAGAAAAACAACCAACUCUUCACCUCCUUCUCAAGCAAUGGAAUUCUUGGAAGCAAAGGAGAUCCAGGUUGGAAUUGCUGUUGCCAUUGUUGCUGUUGUUGCAACUGCAGCCUAUUUAUAUACCUCAAAGAAAAGCAAAGUAGUAGGGAGCAUAGACCCUGAAAAUUUUAAGGAAUUCAAGCUUGUGAAGCGCACACAGCUUAGCCAUAAUGUUGCAAAGUUCAGAUUUGAGCUUCCUACACCUACUUCAGUGUUGGGCCUUCCUAUUGGACAACACAUAAGUUGCAGGGGUAAAGAUAGUCAAGGGGAAGAGGUUAUCAAACCAUACACCCCAACCACCCUUGACACUGAUGUGGGAUAUUUUGAGUUAGUUAUUAAGAUGUAUCCACUAGGUCGGAUGUCCCACUACUUUAGAGAGCUGCGUGAAGGUGACUAUAUGUCUGUAAGGGGACCCAAGGGGCGUUUCAAGUAUCAACCUGGUGAGGUGAGAGCUUUUGGAAUGCUUGCUGGAGGCUCUGGAAUCACUCCAAUGUUUCAGGUUGCUAGAGCUAUACUAGAAAACCCAAAGGACAACACCCAGGUGCAUCUCAUAUAUGCUAAUGUCACAUAUGAUGACAUCCUUCUUAAGGAAGAACUUGAGGGACUUGAAGCUAAAUACCCAGGGCGUUUCCAAGUCUACUAUGUGCUAAAUCAGCCACCAGAGGAAUGGACAGGCGGAGUUGGUUUUGUAUCAAAAGAAAUGAUCCAAGCCCACUGCCCUGCACCUGCACCCGAUAUCAAGAUUCUAAGGUGUGGGCCACCACCAAUGAACAAGGCCAUGGCUGCUCAUCUAGACGCAUUGGGAUAUUCAGCAGAGAUGCAAUUCCAGUUCUAGUUCCACUAUUCACAUACGCCAUGGAUUCUACAUAUUGUUGCUCUAUUUUGAACAAUACGAACAUGCUACUACUUAUUCAUAAUAUACUCGAAUAAAGUUUUUCCCAUUGAUGUUGACCAUGACAACAUCCAACA